AUGUCCACGACACACGUUUAUUUUGAGGAUAUAGAGGCAUAUACGGAUCACGCGCACACAAUCUAUCAGAUCAUCGAAGAGGCCGGUUUCGAAAGAGAUUCUUAUCUAAGGACCAUGAGCUAUCCUCCCGUCCUAUAUUUACCCACUGCUCGCCUCGAUGAUGAUACUGUUGGCAAAUUGAAGGAGUAUGGGGUGCGUGUUAGACAGGGGGAUGAGGAUUAG
Penicillium roqueforti is the source of this 222-nucleotide messenger RNA. RefSeq lists its product as uncharacterized. Bases 1 to 222 code for a protein of 73 amino acids. The record is from RefSeq and is a predicted model, not a curated record. The transcript is spliced from 4 exons. Lineage: Eukaryota; Fungi; Ascomycota; Eurotiomycetes; Eurotiales; Aspergillaceae.